Molecule: messenger RNA, 690 nt
Organism: Lasiosphaeria miniovina
Lineage: Eukaryota; Fungi; Ascomycota; Sordariomycetes; Sordariales; Lasiosphaeriaceae
Product: autophagy-related protein
Exons: 3
Coding region: 1-690 (229 amino acids)
Biological process (GO): autophagosome assembly; autophagy
Cellular component (GO): phagophore assembly site
Source: RefSeq, a predicted model, not a curated record
AUGGAGCAACGCGGCGCGCCCGAGUUCAUCCUCGAGGCAUUUGCCGACCCGAAUUCGGCGCGCGAUGUUUUACGGGGAAUCCUCCACACCAUCUUCUUCCUGCGCUUCUUCCCGUCGGUGCUCCCGCAGACGCGGGACGUGAUCGGGCUCGAGCUGGCCUACGUGCCCGAGGCCGAGAUCGAGACGCUAAUCGACCAGCGCGUGGGGUCGCUGGUGCGCCAGCUCGAGACGGAGCGGAGCCAGCCGCACACGCACAACCACCCGCAUUCAAUCGGCGGCGGCGGUGGUGGUAGUGGUAGUGGUGGUGGUGGUGGUGGUGGUGGUGGUCCGGGACACCAGGUGACGGCCUCGUCCAGCGGCAGCGGCCGCGGCCAGAUCACCGUCUCGUUCUUUGAGAAGAAGCGCCGCAAGGCCUGGUACGACAUGCGCGGCGGCGACGAGGUGUGCUGGGAGAGCUGGACCGUCAAGGUAACCAUCGCGGAGCCGAGGACAGAGGGUGAACGCGCCAAAGUCCGCAAGGCCAUGGAGUCGACGCUGCACAACACCAUCAUGAAGGCCGUGACGCUGGCCAACACGCACAAGGACCACAUCCCGCCCAUCAUGACGACCGAGUCGAACCCGUUCCCCUACCAGAUCACCGUUAACCACCAAAAGGACCCCGGCUGGGCCUCGCGCAUGGGAAUCUACUAG